Messenger RNA from Zasmidium cellare ATCC 36951, 1074 nucleotides. RefSeq lists its product as uncharacterized. The transcript is spliced from 2 exons. The record is from RefSeq and is a predicted model, not a curated record. The coding region runs from base 1 to 1074 and encodes 357 amino acids. Lineage: Eukaryota; Fungi; Ascomycota; Dothideomycetes; Mycosphaerellales; Mycosphaerellaceae.
AUGCCACCCCCAACCAUAACAUCCGUCCACCUCAUCGGCUCGAUCCCCCUCGCAAACACCUCGGAAGUCCUGCGAACCGUCUCCUCGACCCUCCCGAACCGACUCAGAAGAAUCCCUGACGGAGAGACGGGCGAACGGCAUUACUUCACGCGCUGGCAGGCGCCGAAGAUCGGACAAUGGCCCGUCCUGGUGAAUUCGCUCUGUCGGGGCCUGAUGGGUUUGGAGACUGAGCUGCCGUCUUUUACCGAGGAUGAGAAAGGGAGGGUGUUGGGGGAGAUGGAGGAGAAGUUGGAGACGGGGUAUGACGAUGUUGCGUUGGAGAGUUGGGAGGUUUUCAAGCAGCUCAAGGCCGAAGGGGUGAUUGGGAGGGAUGUGAGGUUUCUCGUGGCGUUGCCUACGCCGCUGACGGUCACGGCGCUGCAUUGUCGACGGGAGUUUCAGGUGGGGUUUGAGAGGGUUUAUGAGGGGGCGCUGUUAAGGGCGUUGAGGAGGGUGAUGGAUGUUGUUCCCGCGGGGGAGUUGGCGGUUCAGUGGGAUUGUCCUUUCGAGAUGGGGAUUAUUGAGGGGGUAGAGUCUAAGGGGAGGGAUGUGGGGAAGUGGUGGGAGGAGGGGACGGUGGAUGGGGUGGUGGAGAGGUUGAAGGGAUUGUGCGAGGCUGUUGAGGAGGGAGUGGAGGUUGGUGUGCAUUUGUGUUAUGGCGAUAUGCAAGGUAAGCAUUUCGUCGAGCCUAAGGAUACCGGUGCCAUGGUCGACGUCGCGACAAGGUUUUUGGAGCACUGCAGAGGGUCCAUCGAUUACAUCCAUUUGCCAGUGCCAAGAGAUCGGAAAGACGACCGGUACUUCGAGCCGCUGAAAGGCCUCUUGCCAUAUGUCCAGGACGGCCAUGAGCUUUGCUUGGGCCUGGUGCAUCUAGAAGACCUCGAGGGGACCAAGGAGCGGAUCCAGGCUGCUGGUAAAGUUGUGCCUGCCUUCAGUAUUUCCAGCGAGUGUGGGCUCGGUCGCAAGUCUAGGGAGCAGGGUCUGAAUAUACUCGAGAUAGCAUCGCUCGUGUCAGGGAACGACUCGAAAGGCUGA